UCCGACAGGCUUCACACCAAGAGGUGCACUGCCUGAAGUCCAAAACCACUCAUCUCUAUUCCCCAAUCCUUCUUUGUAAAUCUGCCCUCCACAGUUUGAAGUUCGUACACAAGUGGAAUACUGCUUUCAUCUCAGUUGGAUACAUCACAUUCCUUUGAUAUGACUUUGUAAGUCCUCCAUAUAUGCAAUUGCCAACUGCUGAAAAUAGAGAAGGAGAAGAAAAGUAUCGCAGAUGUCAACAGUCACCAUUUUUAGAUCAACUGUUUGGCUUUACCGACCCCAUUGUUAAAAAGCAAUAUGAGCCCCCAGCACUGUAAACUUUUUGUCGGUAGAUUGAACGUAUACACCAACAGCAAUGGUCUGUGCAAGCAUUUCGAGAAGUAUGGUACGGUCAUCGACUGCACUGUCAUUGAAGAUAUGCACCUGCAGCGUUCCCGCUGUUUUGGCUUUGUAACCUACUCCACAAUGGAGGAGGCUGAAACGGCAAUAAAAUGUAGGCCGCACACCAUUGACGGCAAAACCGUUGAAGUGACUUGGGCCGUAGUGAGAGAGGACGCCAACAAACCAGAGGCCCUCGCAAAUGUAAAGAAAAUUUUCGUUGGGGGUCUGAAAGACGACAUUGAGGAGGAACAUCUGAUCAGCCAUUUUAGCCAGUAUGGUGACAUCGAGAAGGCCACAGUCAUCUCGGAUAAGGAUACAGGAAAGAAAAGGGGGUUUGGCUUUGUGCUGUUUGUCGAACAACAUGCAGCCGACAGGGCAAUUGCAGAGAAGUUCCACAACAUCAGUGGAUAUAAAGUUGAGGUCAAAAAAGCCCUGACCAAGCAUUUGAUUCAGGACACCUACAGAGGCAUGAUAGCAAUGGGCAGGUGGUCGGGUAGAGGUGUGAGGGUAAAUAAAAAUGGCUACAGUAGCAGGGACUACGGCACAAACUACAACUAUGGAAAUGGCGGAGGCUACAACUUUGGCAGCAGCUAUGGAGGAUUCCCUGGAUAUGAUGGAGGUUAUGGGGACCAGGAAAGUGGCUAUGGUGGUAGAAACUGCUUCGAGUUUGGCAGCGGGUAUGGCCAGCAUUCAUCUGGUUAUGGUCCCAUGAAGGGGUCCUUGGGCCCUCAGAGGAGCUCUGCUCCCUACAGCAGAUGCGUCUGGGCUGGUUACCCGAUGUGGCAUGCAGCAAGGAACAUGGGCUAGACCUGAGCCUGGGCCACUGUAAUGAGCCUCAGUCCCUCUGUCUGUCCACUCUUCCAGGAUUGCUCCCCAUGGCAUGACUUUUUAUUAUCAUUACAUUUUAAGCAAUUAGAUUAUAUUUUGUUUUCUGGAGUAAACCCACUGUGACUUCAAUGCUUGAGUUUGAGAAACCUUGUUAGUAAUGUGGUUUUAAAUUCAGCUAUUUAGUACGUAAUAGCAUGUAUUUGUAUUAUGAUUUACUUUGGUUAUGUGGCAAUUAGUUUACUUUGAUAGGUUUAAUUUUAAAUAAAACACGCCACUUGCU
Molecule: messenger RNA, 1489 nt
Organism: Solea solea (common sole)
Lineage: Eukaryota; Metazoa; Chordata; Actinopteri; Pleuronectiformes; Soleidae
Product: heterogeneous nuclear ribonucleoprotein A0-like
Exons: 1
Coding region: 298-1188 (296 amino acids)
Molecular function (GO): RNA binding
Source: RefSeq, a predicted model, not a curated record